This is a messenger RNA of Protopterus annectens (West African lungfish), 2103 nucleotides long. It is a transcript of the gene GNPAT, whose product is annotated as glyceronephosphate O-acyltransferase. Gene Ontology annotation, biological process: ether lipid biosynthetic process. Gene Ontology annotation, molecular function: glycerone-phosphate O-acyltransferase activity. Gene Ontology annotation, cellular component: peroxisomal membrane; peroxisome; mitochondrial membrane. Lineage: Eukaryota; Metazoa; Chordata; Ceratodontiformes; Protopteridae. The record is from RefSeq and is a predicted model, not a curated record.
UGGUCUUCCGAGUCUGGCAGUUUCACUUCUUUCUACUGUUUCAUAAAAUAUUUCUCAUGGUGUUCCGACAAUGGCAACCUCUUCAAAAAUGUUGUAUAUGUUGCAUCAAGCAGUCCAGGAUUAUCCAGUUGUUCUACUGCCAAGUCACCGCAGUUAUAUUGACUUUCUUAUGCUGUCCUACAUCUUGUACGCUUACGAUCUGCCAUUACCGGUUAUUGCUGCAGGAAUGGAUUUUAUGGGAAUGAAAAUGGUUGGUGAGAUGCUUCGAAUGGCUGGUGCUUUCUUCAUUCGACGUACAUUUGGUGGUAACAAAUUGUACUGGGCAGUAUUCUCAGAAUAUGUAAAGACUGUAUUACGGAAUGGCUAUGCCCCACUUGAAUUCUUUGUGGAAGGUACAAGAAGUCGUACGUGCAAGUCUCUCACCCCCAAAUUAGGACUUCUAAAUAUUGUGAUAGAGCCAUUUUUGAAGGGUGAGGUGUUUGAUGUCUUCCUUGUUCCCAUUAGCAUAAGCUAUGAACGAAUACUGGAAGAGUCUCUGUAUGCACAUGAACUUCUUGGAGUCCCCAAACCUAAAGAGUCUACAUCGGGUUUGCUGAAAGCCAGAAUGAUACUCAGUGAACAUUUUGGAAGUAUACAUGUCUUCUUUGGGCAGCCCAUAUCAUUAAGGACUUUGGCAGCUGGAAGAGUAAAUCGAAUUCAGUAUAAUUUGGUGCCAAGGCAUAUUCCUCAGAAAUCAGGGGAUGAUGUACAUCAUUUUGUCAAUGAAGUUGCACACAAAGUGCUGCUUUUUCAGCUGGAAAACAUGGUGUUUAGUCCUUGGACACUAAUAGCAACUGUUCUUCUUCAAAGCCUUCCAAGUAUUGAACUGUCUGUUCUUACUGAAAAGGUGCUUUGGCUGAAAAGAUUGGUGCAGUCAUUUGGAGGAUUCGUAGACUGGCCUGAUAAUUGCCCUGCUGAUAAAGUCAUUGCUUCCAGCUUGGCCAUACACCAUACUACUGCUAAAACCUGUAAUGGUUAUGUUACAUUGCCUGUUCAGCAUAAAGACUAUGGAAUUAAUGAGGAAUACAUUUUCAGAUACGCAGUACAUGUUCUUAUGUGUGCGUCUUACAGGAAUCACCUACUGAACUUAUUUGUGAGGCCCGCUUUGGUGCUGUUUGCAAUGGAAAGCACAAAGAGUCACAAAAAAGAGGAGAUAUAUAAUUAUUUCGUAUUUCUACGUGAUUUGUUUUCUGAUGAGUUCAUCUUUCCAGCAGGGACAGCCAUAAAGGACUUUGAAGAAGGAUGCUUUUUGCUUGGCAAAUGUGAAGCUGUUGAGAUGUUACAGCAAGAUAUCUUCUUUACUGAUAAUGGAAGCAGUAUUACACUUUUCUUGACUGCCAUGUUCCAGCCCUUUUUGGAAGGUUACUUGACAUAUUGUAAUUAUCUGACACUGGAAGCAAGUGAGCCCUUUACUGAAAAGCAGUUUAUUACUGGAGUCCGUCAGUUUACCUUUCAGUUACUUCUUACAGGUUAUUUGAAAUUUUAUGAAGUGCUUUCUUCUGACAUGCAGAAAAAUGCCAUGGCAGCUCUGGUGCGGCAAGGUAGUCUUCAUAAACUGAAAAUGAGUAAUGGAAUAACCUAUCAGGUGGAUAGAGAGGCAGUUUCCAGGACUGCAGACAUGCUUGGUUCUAAGGUGCCUGUAAGAAAACAUUUUGUGCCACGUCUUUAAUAAAAUACAUCAUGGAUGGAUGACCAUUUUCUAUUCGCACUUUCAUAACUUGAACCAAACAUAGGACCAGUUGUCAAAAACCUGAACAUAAAGCAUUAGUGGAAUUUCAGAACUGUUUUUUUUUUUAAAGACAUUUUGUACUAUUAAAGUUUCUUGGGUGGGAUGUUUAUUAUUUUGAUGGUAUACAGCAUGUUGUUUUUAAAUGCUGUGGGGUUUGUAAAUCUAAGCUUAAGUUUUGUAACCUAUUUCUACACUUGCUUUGUUAAUUUAUUUUGUUGUCAGAGUGCUGAACAAAAUUGCUAAUUAUAAUUAAACAGUAUUGGUUGAAAAAAGAAAGUAGAUUAUGUAUGUAUUGUAUAUAAUAAAAAUAAAUGCAGCUUGUGCAGCAUUGAGUA